GGGAAAUGCAAUAUCAAUAUAUGACGCGCUGUUGUUCUGCUAAUGACAAUUUUCAUCUCGGACAAAAAUCACAUGUAGAAUCAACGAAAUUUAUCGAGCAUUGAAAAAAAUGUUUCGCGACACCCAACGACUCUUCCUCCUCGUCGGAAUAUAUAUAAACACGCUGGUAUUGCAGUAAACACGUAAUCGUCUAACCACUGUGUGAACAAAAUAUAACCCUAAAUUAUAUAUAUAUGGUUGAAUCUUCUUAAUUUAUUUGACUCUAUAUUCUCUGUAUUUGCUCUCACUUGUGCUCGGAUUCGCUUUGCUGUAUGCUUGUGGCCUAGUGAUCUGGGCUGUACAGUAAUUAACUGUAGUUGACACUUCGUAUUGCAUUUUGAAAUAUAUACACCAUUGGGAGUUUUCUGAUAGCGGUUAUCAGGACGAGUGAUAUGCAAAGCCUUAAGAAGACAUUUCAAAGAAAACUCUCAUAAAAAUUACAAACCUUGGCAAAAAUAUGCAACACUUGAGAUGGAUUAAAUUGAACGAUCCUAUCUUGAUGAACAAGUGUAAAUCCUAUUUAGAAUUAGUUCAAUGCAGUCAUCUAUCAUAUAAUUGUAUGACAGUCGAAUUAUCUGUGAAUGAAACUACUUUUAUAUAUUACAAUCUGAAACCAUUGACUACUUAUACAUAUAGUAUCAAUUUGAUUUCUCCAUUUGGUGAUAUCAAUGAUAUUUACACGAAGUCUACAGCCGAAACACUACCUAAUGGUCCAAAUGCACCGGUCAAUCUAUCUGUCAGCCAUAUAUCACCGAACAAACUGACCUUACACUGGCAAAAUCCACCACAACACCCAGCCUUUGAUGUUCACUGUUUUUGGGUGUACAAACGUGAUUCGAUCCAUCUGGUGAGUGGGUUGGACGAGUACAGAAUUUGUAAUGUUUCGAAUGAACUUAUUUUGACAUCACUGAUACCGGGAAGACAAUACACUUUGUAUAUGAGAUCUGAGGAUUCUGUGUAUGGAUUACAUAGUGAUGUGUCUAAUGCUAUAAGUGCAACAACCUAUCCAUCACAACCAAAUGCACCAACUAAUCUAACUGUAAUCAAUAUUUUAUCUAAUCAAUUUACUGUUAAAUGGACUGAACCAGUACAAGAUUCUGCAUUUAUAAUUAAAUAUUAUUUAAUAUAUUAUCGUCCUACUUUAAAGAUAAAUGAUCUAUUCACACAAUCUCAUAUUUUCUCUAAUCAUUGUAAUGAAUAUAUCAUCACUUCAUUAUUACCUGGUAUUAACUACACAGUAUAUAUGAAAUCGAUCGACUCAAUUUAUGGUAUAUACAGUAAUGAAUCGAUCCCAAUUACAGUGUACACAUUCCCAGAUGCUCCUAAUCCACCUAUCAACGUUACGUUUAUUGAGACUGGAUCAACACAGCUCCGUGUUGUAUGGAUGCCUCCUGAGGAGAAUUUAGCUUUCAACAUCAAUUGUUACUUGGUAUAUAUCCGUCCAACGUUUACUGUAUUUAGCCAUUUUCAAAAAUUCAAUAUUUGUCAUUCUAACGUGUGUGACAUCAAAUCGUUAUUACCGGGAGUAAACUAUACAGUUUAUGUUGAAUCGUUUGAUUUAACAUACGGACUUCGAAGUUUGCCUUCAAAUUAUAUUACCGCUGUAACCUAUCCAGAUAGACCUAUUAAGCCAGAAAAUGUAACAGUGACCAACAUCAAACCAAAUCAAUUCACUAUUAGAUGGAACGAAAUAAACCAAGAUUUAACGUUCACUAACAUUUGUUAUUCACUUUAUGUGCGACCAACUUUAAAUAUUAAUGAUAAUUUUAAUCAGUUCAAUGUUUGCAAUGGGAAAAGCGAGUUUACUGUCACUUUCUUAUUACCUAGAACAAAUUAUACGGUAUAUCUUAAGUCGUUUGAUACUAAUUAUGGUAUAUACAGUGAUGCAACGAAAUCUUUUCUAAUCUAUACAACAUAUCCAGCAUGUAUUCAACCACCAGUCAAUUUAACAUUUUCUGAAAUUAAUGUUUAUGGAUUUACUGUACAUUGGCAUCAUGCAUUAGAAGAGCAUUCAUUCGACAAUAACAAGUAUUAUUAUGUAUUCAUAAAGGCUUUGCACAAUCAUACAAACAAACCAAUGAAAUUCAAUGCUGGUCAAUCAGCCACAAGUUUUCAUAUUUUCAGUCUUUCACCGGAUACAUGGUAUAGUGUAUCUGUACAAUGCAUAGAUACUACAUACCAUAAUAGUAUCGAAUCAGAAGAGAUUUUUGUACAUACAUAUUCCGAGACUGUUGAACGUGACAGUCUUAAUCAGCUGACGAGUCUGAUCCUACAAGUUCCACCAGAACAACAAACAACUCAUAUUCAACGAGACAAUAUGAUUAUUUUGUAUUUACCGUUAUCUCGGUUAAAUUGUUUCAUUUCAACAGUUUAUGUGGUUUCACUCGUAAUAAAACCAACUAGGGAAAAUCAUGAUGAUGAACUUAUUUGUUCUGAAGGUUGUACAAAGAAAAUGCACUACAAUGACAUUACGGAUAUUUAUUUAGUUGAGUCGACAUACAAAAAUCGCCAUAAUAAAGAAAAUGGAUCAUGGGAAAUACUUAUACAUUCACGGUUGGAAUUAAGUCAGACGCGUACACAACGUUCAAUGGCUUACCGAAUGAAUGAAAGUUAUCUAUAUUCCGAUAAAUAUUUCAUAAUCGGUGAAAAUGGUGUAUGUCCAUAUAAUUCGCAUGAAUGUAAUGGACCACUUAAACCUGCUACACAGUACAGUAUACAAUUACGUACUUACACGGAAUAUGGAUAUACCACGUCGAAAAUAAUUCAUGGACGUACACUGUCUGACACUACUAUCAUUUUGAUCACAUGUUGUAUCUUGUGGUCAUUGUUCAUAUUGGCUAUAUCCUCAUUCGGUUUAUUAUAUUAUCGUCUUAUUGAAAGAAGCACUAUCCCCAAGAAUAAUGAUAUUUAUAAUAAUAUUGCAAGGGGAAAAAUCAAUAAUAAAUCAAUAAUUAAUGAAGAUAUUUAUUCACAGAAGAUAAUGAAUCGAACCCACCUUCCAAAUUUAUGUACAUCUAUGAAAUGGCCAACACCAGUUACAACCCAUACGUUUAUGGCACAAUAUGAAAACUAUUCAAAAGAUUCAUUCGCAACACUAAAAGUACAAUAUCAAUUAAUAAACAGUAACAGUCAAUUUUUAAUACAAUCAGAUAUGUUGAGUCAAGAAAUUGGACAAAAGAAUAUAAAUAAACGAUUAAAUCGUUUUAGUGAUAUUCUACCGUAUGAUCAAACGCGAGUGAAGUUAAAUCCAAUUCAAAAAAGCAAACAGGAACACGAUUAUGUAAAUGCAAGUUUUAUUUAUGAAAUAAUACCUUGUACAAGUGUUCACACACAUCCCGUGCUAAACAGAAAUAAAAUAGAGUACAUUGCAUCACAGGCACCAUUAGAAUCAACAGUUGGUGAUUUUUGGAGAAUGAUUCUGGAUCAAAAUAUUACCAUUAUCGUUAUGCUUACAAAAACAGCAACUAUCUGAAUUAUUGUUGAUGACAGUCUUAUUCUCAACAUUACUAAACUGUGCGUACAAUGAUAUCAUGGAUCCAGCUAUAUAAUGUGAUUGGUUCUGUCAGUAUACGAUCUGGUGAAUACACUAAAACCAAUUUCUGAAACUGAACUGCACGAAAAAGCUUGAAACUUCCGUGAUCAAGUCUGUAUUUUGGUCUAUACAAUAACAAUAGAUAUUGAUUGAUAUUUUCUUGCCUCAUAACUCACUUUGAAUUUUUGGGAUUGUAAUAAAUAUCUUUACCUCGUUUAGUUAUUCUUAUGUUCUGUAACAGUGUCUGUUGGCCCAGGAAAUUGUCAGCAACGAUAUGCUUGAAAUUGACUAAUAUUUCUCUAAAUAAUGAGAUUUGUAUUUUCCAACAAAUUGAUUAAAAGCCUGAUAAAUCGUUACACAUCAAUGCUAUGUAAAAAACUGCCUUUUUUGCUUCAAGUCAGACUGCUUAUUAUUAAAAGUAGUCAGCUUUAUUGAAGCAUCUAAAUAGCUCGAAUAUUCGG
This is a messenger RNA of Schistosoma mattheei, 4032 nucleotides long. The record is from the annotation of a GenBank genome assembly. Lineage: Eukaryota; Metazoa; Platyhelminthes; Trematoda; Strigeidida; Schistosomatidae.